Messenger RNA from Cataglyphis hispanica, 1175 nucleotides. RefSeq lists its product as uncharacterized. The annotation marks the transcript as partial. NCBI's taxonomy places the organism in Eukaryota, Metazoa, Arthropoda, Insecta, Hymenoptera, Formicidae. The transcript is spliced from 5 exons. The record is from RefSeq and is a predicted model, not a curated record.
AUAAGAGCUAAAAGUGAACGAUACUUUCAAUAGGAACGUCAAGCAAUCGAAUCGUGAAUCAUUUCAUCUACAUUCCGAGGAACGUUAAUGAAAUGGAAAAUGGAAACGAAGACGUCCAAUGGGAAUUUUUCGUGAUUGGUAAACGAGUUCCGUGGAACGAAGCGCAGUCAAUCUGUCCUAUUUACGGAGACCUAAAUCUUCUUCCGGCUUCUGAGGAGCAGGAAAUGGGAUAUGGAUUCUUGCCGGAUCUUUUAACGCACGGGACGGAAACAGAUAUCGGAAGCACAUUGGCGGUAUUCGAUGAGGACACAAAGGAUUGGCUCGCACGAAUGUUAUCCGAAUCAAAUUACCGAUACGACGGUCUCUGGAUAGGAGGUCAGAGGAAGGAUUUCAUCAACUGGACUUGGACUGAUACGAGGAAAAAAGGGGAUAUGUCGAUAUUGAACUCCUUGAUAAUUAAAGACUAUCCCGCUUGGCACAUCAUGGAUAAUCACAAGAAUGAUGAGAAGAACUGUCUCAUGUUCGAUAGAAUAAACCAUGAAACUCCCGUUCUCGUGCCGGAUAUUUGCCAAUACCGUAAGCCGUUCAUCUGCAUGAGAUCCGGUGAGAAGACAUUUAUCGAUUCGUCGCGUGAGGCAAAGGAAACACGAUUCGUUUCGUCCGGACUUACCAAUGAAGCGGCCACCGUCAUAGCGAAUGCCAUGUUGCGAAGCAGACCAUCUAUAGAAAGCGUAUGGUUGGAUGGUCGUUGCAUCGAUGGUAUCGAUAUGGGUUUCACGGGAUUUAUGCUACUGUCAAAAAAGUCAAACUUCAUAUCCACCUUGAGUCACCCCAUAUUAUCAUCAUUGAAAAAUUAUGAUUUCUAUCAAGAGGAAAGGUGUCUGAUUCUUGAUAGACAUCUCUGCGCGAAGCAUACAACCCCGGUUUUUAUCGAUCUGAAUUGUCGGAAGAAGAGGCCUUUCGUUUGUCAAAAUGCGAGUCCAAAAAUAAUAAAAGACGAUGAGAGAGACAUAUUCAUUGAUAAUAGAAGAUUAAUAUUUUCUUCCGAUAAAAUGACAUGGAACGAAGGCGAAGUUUACUGUCAAAGAAAGUCUGGACGUAUAGCAAAUAUAUUAGACGCAAAGACUUUAUUCAUCGUAUUGAAGAAAAUGAUAGAAUUAGGUAAAAUAAGUAAU